Manis pentadactyla (Chinese pangolin) is the source of this 1874-nucleotide messenger RNA. Its product is annotated as caspase-14-like. Gene Ontology annotation, molecular function: cysteine-type endopeptidase activity. Bases 282 to 1718 code for a protein of 478 amino acids. Gene Ontology annotation, biological process: proteolysis. Lineage: Eukaryota; Metazoa; Chordata; Mammalia; Pholidota; Manidae. The transcript is spliced from 11 exons. The record is from RefSeq and is a predicted model, not a curated record.
AUAGGAGGUGGGCCAGGAACUAAGAAUAGGUUUGGGCCUAGGCUCCUGGCUCGGGUUGGGGUGUGCGGGUGCCAGCCAGGAAGUAGGCUGCUGAAGCCAGAGAACAGAGCAGGGAGUGGGGAGCAGGGCGCAGGGUUCCAGGGACGGGGACAGAGUCCGGUUCAGCUCAUAAACAGCAGAUAGGAUGGGGCUUAGGGAGAGGGCAAGGGUUGGGGCCCAGCACAUUGGUGCAGGAGCCAGGAGGUGAGUUUGUGCUCGGAGUAAGCCCCCACCUAGUGCCCAUGGCCUUCUUGGUGGCUGGGACCCUGCAGGUGGCCUCGCAGAUGGCAGUUGCUCAGGGGAGCCUGGAAAGAAAGGGGAAGUACAGCGUGCGAGGCCUAAGGGUAGCCCUGACGCUCAGCAGCCCCGAGGUGUCGGCCUCUACAGUCGCUGUCCUGGAUGGCGUGUUCCGGGCCUUGGGCUUUGAGAGCUGCCGGAGGAGGGGAGCCUCGGUCCAGGGCUUCCCUAGGGAGCUGGCUGGGUUCCGGGAGCAGCUAGAUGCCCACAGAGGCCCUGUGGGCUGCGCCCUAGUGGCCGCGGUGGCUCCCAGGGGGCAGCUGAGGCAGCCACGGCAGCUGGUCCGUGAGCUGAGUUGCUGUGGGGCCCUGCGGGGCUGCCCCAAAGUCUUCCUGCUGCUCUCAAGUACUCCUGGGGCAGCCCCCGAGCCUGGAGCCUUCCUCACCGGCCUGCAGGAGCUCUGUGGCCGCUCUCCUCACUGGCCUCUGCUGCAGCUGCUGACAGAGGUCUUCUGCAGGACGGCGGAAGAGACCUCAGGGACCACCUACUGCCCAGUCCUGCGGAGCUCCCUGCGGGGCGCGCUGUGCCUGGGGGACGUGGGGCCCUGGGGGCCCGAGCCAGCACCCGGCCCCAGUGCUCAGUAUGACCUGUCUGGAGCCAGAGCUGCGCUCCUCCUGGCUGUGAUCCAGGGCCGGCCCGGGGCCCGGCAUGAUGUGGAGGCGCUGGGGGGCCUCUGUGAGGCCCUGGGCUUCGAGACCACACUGAGGACGGACCCUACAGCCCAGGCCUCAAUCUUGUCCCCACUCCAGGCUUUCCUAGAGGAGCUGGCCCAGUUCCGGGAGCGGCUGGAUACCCAUAGGGGCCCUGUGAGCUGUGCCCUUGUGGCCCUGAUGGCCCAUGGGGGGCCUCAGGGCCAACUGCUGGCGGUUGAUGGGCAAGAGGUGUGGCCAGAGGCACUGGUGCAGGAGCUGAGUGGCUGCAGGGCCCUGCGGGGCUGCCCCAAGGUCUUCCUGCUUCAGGCUUGCCGUGGGGGGCACAGGGAUGCUGGCGCAGGGCCCACACUUCUCCCCUGGUUCCAGCGCUGGCUGCAGGUGCCACCAGCCACUUCCUCCCACGCAGAUGUCCUCCAGAUCUAUGCCGAUGCCCAAGGCGGCAUCUGCAGUGGCCCCACUCCAGGGAGCUGUGACCAAGCAGACAUCCUGACUGUCUAUGCAACUGCUGAGGGCUGUGUAGCGUAUCGGGAUGAGAAGGGCUCAGACUUCAUUCAGACGCUGGUGGAGGUGCUCAGAGCUGAACCCCAGGGAGACCUUCUGGAGUUGCUGACUGAGGCCAACCGGCAGGUGUGUGAACUGGACGUGCUGGGCCCUGACAGCGAUGAGCGGCGCAAGGCCUGCCUGGAGAUGCGCAGUUCGCUGAGGCGCCGGCUCUACCUGCAGGCCUGACCUCACCUGUGGCUACCCAGGCAGUGCUGGCAAUGGGUGGUUACACCCCAGCCACCACCAACUCCAUCCACUCCCCGGUUUCCUCAUGCGUAAAUGGGCAGACAGCACGGUCGCUGGGCUCGACUGGCGUGCAAUAAACAUCUGUUGAUCGCUGUA